Molecule: messenger RNA, 312 nt
Organism: Prorocentrum cordatum
Lineage: Eukaryota; Dinophyceae; Prorocentrales; Prorocentraceae
Source: the annotation of a GenBank genome assembly
GAUACCGAGGCGUGCGGCCUCCACUUCGCAGAUUUGGCCGUUCAAUCGAACGACGAGCUCAUGUGCCCCGUGGUGCCCACGCAGCUGGUCGAUGGCACCGUCGCCGGUGCGUGCAGAGAAGUCAUUCGGGACCUGGUCGCGCCCCAGAACUGCCCAGGCAAUCUCGGGAACGCCCAGUGCGAGAAGGAGGAGGAGGCAAAGCUGAACAAGUAUUUGUCGCGCGUGCGCGCCUGCGGCAGGGAUGGCGAGCGCUUCCCAGGUGGCAAGGCGAUCGACGUGGCGUGCGUCCAGCGCGCUGGGCGCAUGCUCGCG